CCAAAAGCAAGGUCUUCUUUAACUAGGUAACUAACAGCCCAGCUACGUCAGACGAGGGCCGGCCGCAUACGUCGUGCCUUAUCGCUCGCUGCCGGACUACGUACCUGCUCCCCCCCUCCAAGCUCUCUGCUCCCUAGCGACGCUUGGCCACCAGACCAAGCUCGCCCGCCUUCUUCAGUCCCCCAGCUUUCCAGCUUCCACACCAUUCGACUCGCUGGAACCCGCACAGGCGUCUGCGAACCGUCUUCUCGACAUACACGCCGACGAGCUCAAGCUCGGCCAUCGCUCGCUGCACAUCCCGUCCACCCCCCCGUCCCCGUCGCCCCCCAGGCGCUGCCCCUCGUGUACCACUCUGAGGGGGGACCGACCCCGUCAAACAGCAUGGCCGCCACCACCUCCUCCACCGCCGCCGCCGCCACCUCCGACGAGGUCGUUCGGCGGCUCAGGGAGUCCAAGCCGCCCGCCACGGACCGCUUCACCUACCUGACCAUCAUCGACAAGUCCCUGUCCCCGGAGGUGCUGCCGGCCCUCCAGGAGAUCCUGGAGGAUGUCGAGCUGACGGGCGACAUUGGAUGGGACCUGGUUGAGAUGCUCAUUGACGUGCCCGGCAGCGAGCCCUGCCUCGAGAGCAUCGCCCGCCUCGGCAACCCCCGCGAGGUCAUCCUCAAGGUGCUGCAGGUCAUGGACAUCACCACGGGCAAGGGUGAGAACGGCGCCGAGGGCAACAAGGCCUUUGUCACCCUCUGCGGCAUGCUCGGCAUCCUGCACAAGCGCCUGCAGGUCAAGGCGCCCUCGCGCUUCCUGCACACGACGCUCGACACGGUCCACAGGUCCUACGACCCGACCAGCGCCGAAGCGACGGCCGCCGUCAUCGCCCUCGUCCGCUCCCUGUCGGGCCAGAAGCGCCCGCCGCUGCCCACGCGCCAGUCGAGCACCAUGCUCGACAACCCCUUCCAGGAGAGCGACCCGGCCAAGAGCGCCCCCGACCCCGAGGCCGACAAGACGGACCAGCUCAACGCAAACGAGCCCGAGGUCAUGGAGCUGCUGCUGCAGUCCUUCAUCACCAAUAUCAUCGAGGCCUACGUCAACACCAACAGCCUCGAGUGGGCGUCGAGGCUGUUCGAGUACACGUACCCGGACAGAAUAGUGCCGGGAAAGAAGACGAUGACGCAAGCCUUCAACGAAGUGGAGGAGCUCCAAGCGCGGGACGCGCUGGUUGGGCAGCUCGUGGCCGUUGCAGGCGACAUUGGUCUGUCCAACGUGCCCCUCUCCAAACUGAAGGCGUCUCUCGAGGACAUUUGCACAGACCCCCUGGCUCUGGACUUUGACCCCGCGAGACCGGACGAGAUCAUGAUGUCCACGGGCGGGCUAGUAUGCUUGGUGGCCUACAAGAUAUUCGCCUCGGACGUUUUCGACGCGAACCAGCCGCUGCCCGACAUGCACAUGUUCCCUGACCACCACCAGAUGCUGAAGCUCUUCCUGGGAGAGAGCGAGGAUCCGCAGGCGCAGGUAGCCAGCAACCCCGGCACAGUAGAGUCGCUCCUGGUCAUGGCCAUAUGGCUGGACGGGUCCCGGCGUCUCACGGCGGCGGCAGAGGGUACUGAGGCCAACUUCAUGGCGUACCAUCACCUCCUGACCCUCAUCUCCGUUUUGCACCCCAACGUGCGGGUGCGCAACGCAGCGACGGUCGUGUCUGGCGCGGUCCUGCAUGCCGAUCCGGACGAGGAGGACAGGCUCGCCAUUCUGGAGGAUCUACUGGAGAACUGCAUGUUUUCGUCGCUGCAGGCUUGCGCAGUGACGUGGCUCAAGGAAGAAAUCAUCACCGCCAAGAAGACGGGAUCAAGGAACCGCUUCAGCAGCGCCGAGUGCCUCGACUCGCUGCAGUACACGCUGUUCCCCAGCCUGACAUAUCUCAAGGAGGCGGACACGGACACGCUGCUGGAGUUUUGGACGCAGAGCGCGCCGCUGCUGCUGCAGGUUGCCAACUUUGCGCUCUUCUUGUACGGCGGCAGCGAGUACAAGGACCUGGCGCCUGCCGGGAUGGCGGCGGCGAUUGAGCACAGGUACGUUGAGCCGCUGCUCCACGCGGCCAAGGCACUCUUAGCGGAGGUGGAGAAGACGGGUAUCGAGGCGCAGGACGCGGAGCCCGAGACCCUGAUGCAGUUGGGGAUUUUGGCGGACACGCUCGGCCGAGUACCGUUGCAGUGAGAAGACGCGCCCCGGUGGCGGAGGGAGGGGGCAAAGGAGGAGGGGCUACCGGGCCCCGGCAGGCUCGGGACCAGCGCCCACGCGGGCCCUGCGGAUGAUGAACGGCUGGGUCACCACCACCCGCGCAAAGGCCCUCACCUAGGUGCCUUGGCUUUUAGCGCAGGUGUGCGGUAGUCUAGGAAGCCGGAGUGCGGGACGCGGGACAUGUACAACUGAUCAAAGCGACCUGGUGGCGACAGGAACUGGCGGAUGCAUGGACUGAUGGAUGGCUGGCUGGGUUGGUCGUUGGAGGAUUUUGGUCGCUCACUGCUGGCGGGUUGCGCCUCGGCGUCUGUCUUUGCUAGGGUAAACAGCCUACCGUAGGUAGAGUAAGUAUAUAGUGAAUUGCUGCGCCUGUUCGAGCCG
Purpureocillium takamizusanense is the source of this 2613-nucleotide messenger RNA. RefSeq names its product YAP1-binding protein 1 (gene YBP1). Bases 382 to 2208 code for a protein of 608 amino acids. The record is from RefSeq and is a predicted model, not a curated record. Gene Ontology annotation, biological process: cellular response to oxidative stress. The transcript has 2 exons. Gene Ontology annotation, cellular component: cytoplasm. NCBI's taxonomy places the organism in Eukaryota, Fungi, Ascomycota, Sordariomycetes, Hypocreales, Ophiocordycipitaceae.